CGGGAAUUUUGAAUCCGAAUUUAGAACUAGGAAAAAGGACAAAAUAAAUAUAGAAAAAUACACUUGAUCCAGCCAUGGAGUCCAGCAAACAGUUACUGAUGUCCUUGGAAAAGGCUAUGGACAGGCUGAACAAGAUUUGGGACCGAAUUGGAAUAGGAAGGGCAGCAAAGGAAGAAAGAAGCUCAACAGUUCUCAGGCAUUUACAGGGAUUACUUGAUGAUAUGGUUGAAGAAGAGGAGACACUAGAGAAACAGAUUGAGCAGAGAGUAGAGGAUCUUACCGUGGAACUGAAACAGCUUAUACAAGACCUCAAUUUACAAGAAUUCAAGAAAACACCAGGACUAGCAGUCCUACAAGUGGAGAAGGAGUUAAGGACAAAAGUGGAGACGCUGCGCAAGGAGAAGAAGGAACGUAUGAAGAUACUUGCCAAGUUGAAGCAGGAAGACCAGUUACUAUGUGACGCCAUGUGUAUGACACCGUAUUAUAUCCCGUCAGGUACCACCCCUUCUGGCGAACAGCUUGAGCAGCUGAAACAACACGUGGAAAAACUUGCAGUGGAAAAGACCCAGCGUUACGAGACAUUUAUCAAACAGAAGAAAGAAAUCACAGACCUGAUGUUACAGAUGGACAGAUCACCAGAGUCCGGCUUUGAGAAAGAGGUUGUAAACGAAGAAGAAGCAUCAUUCACCUUGUCCAAGGACAACAUGCAUGCCCUUGAUGCUCUUGUUGCAGAGCUUUUAUCCAGUAAGACCAAAUUGGAAAUGACAGUUGCUAAACUGUGGGAUAAGUUACACACACUGUGGGAAAGGUUAGAAGUUGCUAAACACGAGCAGGAGUUAUUUGAGGACGGUAAAGAAGGCAUAAAACCAGCAGUUAUUGAAGCACUUAACAGUGAAAUACAGAGAUGUGAGGCCCAGAAGUUAGCACAUAUUCAGAAGUUUAUAGAUGGUAUGAGACAGGAAUUAGAACUCUGGUGGAACAAAUGUUACUUCAGUGCUAAACAAAGGAGUGAAUUUAAAUUCUUUACUGAAACAAAUUACACGGAAGAAUUAUUAGAAUUGCAUGAAAAGGAAGUAAUGAGGCUUAAAGAACACUACGAAACCCAUAAGCAGAUCUUAGAACUGGUUGGGAAACGUGAAAUUCUCUUCAACAAAAUGAUUGAAUUUGAGAAAAGAGCAAAUGAUCCAAAUCGCUUCUUUUCCGAUAGAGGCGGAAAAUUGCUACUGGAAGAAAAAGAGCGUAAGGCCCUAAUGAAACAAUUACCAAAGGUUGAGCAGGCUGUGAAAGAUGAUAUUUUACUUUGGGAAAAGGAACAUGGAAGAUCAUUCUUAGUAAAUGGAAUGUCCUUUAUAAGAUAUAUUGAGAAAACAUGGACAGACUACGAGGAGGCAAAAGUUAGAGAAAAAGAAGAAAGGCAAAAAGCCAGAACGAAGCUGAUGAAUGAAGAGAUGAUUUUUGGCAGUAAGCCAAGUACGCCAGUGAAACGAAGGUUCCAGACAACAAAUACACCGACAAAAACACCAAAAUAUAGAAAGAUUGACAGUACAUGUAGCAGUGGUAGUUCUACAGUACAUGUAAAUAUACGGAUUAAUGAUUCCAAGACACCUGCAUCGUCCACAAGCAGAAUGCAGCAUACUACAGUUUACCACUCUCCGUACAGAAAGGCCCCAGUGUCGGCAGUUCCGCAAGCUAGUAAAGUCAUGUCCGCUUCUAGCAAAACAGCCCCUGGAUCUCGUAACAGAAGGCGAUCAAACAGACUUGCUCGUAAAGUUUUAGCAGAGAAGAAGGAGGGUACGAACGAGACGGUGUUCAGUCAUACAACAGUUAGCAGCAAUACAAACACAGGGUUUGGUGGGAAUAUAUCUCUGGCCUCAACCGGAUCUUACCACGAUUUCGCUAGCACCCUGUCAGUAAAUCAUCACUCAACACAGUUAUUCAGCCCGUCACCCAAGCCUAAAGGCCUCCAUUCACUUUGAUAUGUGGGAUUGAACCCCUCAGCCCGUCCGUUUUGCCGCAGCUCUAUCGCUCCCCCACACACCAGCCCAAACAAAAAUAUGGACCAUCAUAGACUAUAGAUAAAAACGCCUAAUGAAUAGACUAUCUCAUCAUAGAGGACACAAAACUCUGAAAUAUGCAACAGUUUCGGCCCGCGGAAGGAAGAUCUGCAGGGUAAAGUUUGAUAAGGGUACAUAAUGAAUGCCUCAUAGCGGAUGACACAAAUACCCUACAAAUUCAUACAGCAGUCUGUAGAAUUUUGAUUUGCAAACUGAAUGAAGGCAGAGUGUUAUGUGACCUACAUGCUUCCACUAUAUUAGCUGCUUCUGUUGCGAGACAAUGUAAGAAAAACAAUGCUGUGCAAAAAAAUGUGCUUUAUUUACAGGAAUUGCUACAGACAGCUGCAGUAAAAAUAAAGGAAGACAAUGUUCUAGGAGAAACAGAUACUUGUGUUAUAUUUGCUGCUACAGUCUGGAUGUUUUCAUAACCAAGAAGUUCAAAUAGUUACACAACUGGCAGAUAUGCUUUCACUGUGGUUCAGGACCUCAAAGAUGCGGAGAAGAAAUUGAUGCACAUUUGUUUCAGUUUUUGAGAAAACAAAAUACCAAAUGAACCGCACCAUGAGAAAACCAACAUAGUGCGUUUGCAACCAGCAUGGAUCCAGACCAGCCUGCACAUCCAUGCAGUCUCGUCAUGAUCCAUGCUGUUCGCUAACGGUUUCUCUAAUUGCAUGGAUCCUGACCAGACUGCGCGGAUGCACAUUCUGGUCUGGAUCCAUGUUGGUCGCAAACGCACUAUGUUGGUUUUCUCAUGGUGCAGCUCAAAUAUUAACUGACUUGUAAGCAGAAAUUCUGUCAGUUUCAUCUGUUGUGAUGUUUUGAUUAGGACCAAAAUGUAAAUAUGCUACUAGUAUAUUGUUACACUGGGUAGUUAAAACUUAUACAUGCUAGAUCUCAAUUACAUGUUGAGGGAUGAGUGAGAAAUAGGUCUAAAUGCAUGUAAAUAAAGAAGCACUCAAACCUCAUGGGCAUUCACCCUGUCAGUGUGUUUACACUGGAAUUGAAGAGGACAAUUUUCUCAAAGAUGGACCAUUUUAAAAAGUAGAGAAUAGAUCACAGAUCAUGCUUUGGAAGAUUGGUCUGCGUCAUAGUUGUAUUAGAGGCUUUGUAUAAAUUAUAAUGUACAUUUGUAUAUGUAAACAUAGCUUUCAAAACUAUUUAUUGUUUUAUUAUGUAAUAGAAAAUUUAUCAGUGACAGUUCAGAGCUUGGCAUUUGUUUUUAAGUGUUUUUUUUUUUUUUUUUUUUUUUUAGCUCACCCGAGCCUAAUGCUCAUGGUGAGCUUUUGUGACCGCUCAGUGUCUGUCGUGUGUCCGUCAAAAUUUUCUUUAAAGAUCUUGAAAUCCACUGGACAGAAUUACAUCAAACUUCACAGGAAUGAUCUUUGGGUGGCCCCUUUUCAAAAUUGUUCAAAGAAUUGAAUUCUAUGCAGAACUCUUGUUGCCAUGGUAACCGAAAGGAAAAACUGUAAAAUCUUCUUGACCAAAACUACAGGGCCUAGGGCUUUGAUAUCUGGUAUGUAGCAUCAUCUAGUGGUCCUCUACCAAGGUUGUUCAAAUUAUCCCCCUAGGGUCAAAUAUGGCCCAGCCCCGGGGGUCAUGGUUUAUAUAGACUUAUAUGGGGAAAACUUUGAAAAUCUUGUCUGAAACCACAAGACCUAGGCCUUUGGUAUUUGGUUUGUAGCACUGUCUUAUGGUCUUCUACCAAAAUUGUUAAAAUUAUACCCCAGGGGUGAAAAGAGGUCCUGCCCUUGGGUCCUAAGUUUUACAUAAACUGAUACAGGAAAAAACUUCAAAAAUCUUCUUGUCUGAAACCACAAAAGCUAGGCGUUUGAUAUUUAGUAUGUAGCAUUGCCUUGUGGUCCUCUACCAAGAUUUUUCAAAUUAUUACCCUGGGAUGAAAAGAGGCCCCGCCCUGGGGUCACUUAGUUAAUAUUUGAGUUACGAGUAUAUAGGAAAAUAUUUAAAAAUCUUCUGGUCUGAAACUGAAAGGCCUAGGCUUUUGAUAUUUGGUAUGUUGCAUUGCCUAGUUGUCCUCUACCAAUAUUAUUCAUAUUAUUACCCCCGAGAUGAAAAGAGGCCCCAUUAAAGGGGUCCCAAGUUUUACACAGACAUAUAGGAAAAACUUUAAAAAUCUUCUUGCCUGAAACUGCAAGGCCUGUGCUUUUGAUAUUUGGUAUUAUGCAUUGCCUAGUAGUCCUCUACUAAUAUUGUUCAAAUCAUGCCCCUGGAGUGAAAAGAGGCCCCGCCCUCAUUAUAUGAGUUAUAUAGGAAAAAAAUACUUAAAAAUUAUCUGAUCCUAUUUCCUAGUCUGUUUAAUUAUAAUUACCUGAUAACCCCAAGUAAUAUGAUGUCCCUUGACCUGCUGACCUACUUUCUUGUUUUUGAAGAUGAAGCCUUGAAAUUUGGAUGACUUGCACAGUUUUGCACACCGAUCUUAAAACUGACUUUCAUUGACCAUGAAUAUGACCUACUGACUUUCUCAGUAUUUUAGCAUCAGUUUGACAUUUGAAACAUGUAGCUCAUAUUACUCAGGUGAGUGAUCCAGGGUCACCCUCUUACUUUUAAUUUGUUCAAGACGUUUUUUUAUGCAUGAAUAUUUCCAAAUGUUAUAGCCAUAAUUGUUUACAGGUUCUUGGUAGGAUAAUUUAGCUAUGAAAACAUUCCUUAUCAAGCUGAAAAUGUAACUGGAAAUGAGCAUUUCUGAACAGACAAGUUUUUUUAUAAAAGUAACAGAAAUGCCAGGGUCAGUUUUCUGACUUUCGAGUUAUUGACUGUGGCAUGUGAAAUAUGAUGAUGAAGGUAACCUGAUCAGCCAAAUGUUUUAUAACAAAAAUGGGUAGAUUUAUAACUUUCUGGGCUUGUUUUCAUCAACGUUAAGUCCAAAAAAAUCUGAUACAGACUUGUUUAUUUGUUUAAAGCUGAAAACAGUAUAAUGUGAAAUUCUUCUGAAAAAUAGCAAAUUGUUAAUUGUUUGAGUGUGUAGAAGUUAUUCUAAAAAUUUGGACAUAAUAUAUUUGCUUUAUUUUUGUAAUUAUCCAGGAAUUUUUUUAAAGCCAUUAUUAGCAGAGUGCAAUUUUUUAGUGUAGAUAGUUGUUUUUUAAUGUUCCUAAAAUCACAUAUAAUAUUUGUUUUAUGGUGCUGACUUGUGGCUUCCUUAUUGUUGCCAUGCCCCAAUCCCUCUUCCCCACCCUACCAUAUAGCAAGUGAAUGGAAAAUGAAUAUUUGCUACAUAUAUGUACGUAAAUUAUGUUAUUUUGUCAGGUUAAAUUUGUAUUUUAAAACCACCAUGUGAAAAUUUAGUAAAUCACUGCUUGAAUGAAAUAAUCUGUUGUUUGUAUAUACAGUUGCUUGUACACAUACUUGUAUAUACUUUGUAUUAUUAUUGUACCAGCAUUUUACUAGUCAGAAAAUGAGUUACCUCAUUUAUGAAGCUGUUUUUGAAUAUAAUCAUUGAAAUUAUUUUGGUCUGUUGCUGGUCAUGGGUAGAACUUUGAAAACCUCACAGAUUUCCUGGUUGUGAAGUAACUUAUGCAAAACAUGAAUUAAACCUGAAACAUUGGUAAGCUUAUUUAUAAUAUUGUUCAUAGAUUCUUUUUUGUAUGAGCAGCCAUAUAUUCACAGAGCUUUUAAACAUAGUUGCACUUAUAAUAUAUUUAAGGAAAUUGAUUUUUUUUAUAAAGCUUCUCUGUUUUACAUAAAAAUGACUUUGUUCUGUAAGUAUUUGUCCAUUUUAAUUCUUAUGACAAAAAAAACUGGUACAUAAGUUCACAUCACCUUGAACUUGGUGUAAUGGAGAUUUACACUCAUUAUUAUUUCAUGAGCAAAGAAUUUGAUGUUUUAAUGCAAAUGUUGACCCCAUCAAUUAAUUUCCGUAAAUCAUAUAAUCAUUAUUGCAUGGUAGAAUGAUUUGAAGAAUUUUUAUUUAAGAACUGUAAAAAAUGCAUUUUGUCCCAGCCUUUCUUGUCUUAAGUGUGACCUUGCUACUUUUAAAAUUCCUGUCCAAUCUUCUAGAAAUUUAAUAUAAAAAGCAACUACACCCUUUGGCUUGUAAAUAUUGCAGUUGUUUCUGUACAUGUUACUUGUUCUGUGCAUUCUUCCUUAUUCUUUCUAUUUCAUCCUCUUUUCUAGCAGAUUCUCAUGAAUUGCAAGUUCUUAUACAUGUAUGCGGAGUAGUAUUUAAAUUUUGAAGGAAAAUUUCAUAGAUUACAUAAUUGAAUAGUUACCAGAUUUAUUUGAAGUUCAUUUUAUUUGCGUUAGAACUAGUUUUAUUGUGUAACAACUCGCUUUUUUAAAUUGGUGGUGUUAAUGUGAAUUAGAAGGAUCUUGUGUGGUAAAAAUGUAUUGUUGUGAGAACUCUGGUUAGAGGAAAAUUUCAUAAAGUAGGGUGAUCAGGAAUAAGGUACUGAAUUACCACUUUAAUACAAGAUAUUAGUAGACUUGACAUGAAAUGCAACUUUGCUGUUGGAUAACUGAAAAAUCAUUCUUGGGAACAACUAGUCAUAUGCUCGAGUUUUUGGGCUGGUUUCUGUACUAAGUUUUUUUACCUUGAUCCAUAACUGUUUAGAUCGAGAGUGAAAUUCUGUAGCACAUGUGCAAAUUUGACUAUAUUUUAGUUUUAAGCAAAUCAUGUUCAUUACCUAUGAUUGUAGCUAGGGCUGGGACGAUUUCAAAAUUUUGAAACCGGUAAUCUUUUGUAUGAAAUCGAAUCGAACCGGUUAAUCGGCCGCCAUAUUGAAAAUGCUGUUUUCAAUCCUGACGACGGUAUCAAGGUACUUCCAACAGCUGAUUACAUUUGGAGCUUAAAAACUUUAUCCUUUUCACACAAUGUGACAAUUAAUAAGUCAUAUUUUGGUGUAUUUUAUUUUACACAUAUCAUGACAGGCAAAUCCGCGACUGUUGACUAUGUUCAAUGUGUUUUAGCGGACAUAUACCACGGGGCUAUGUGCUAGUCAAAGAAAUGUAUAAAGAUGAAGUACAAAUUGUGAUGUUUAUUGAUUGAGAGCGAUUAGCGGUUUUGCAAAAUUGAAACCGGUUUCACCUAGUAAUCAAAAUGGAUCCGAUUAACCGAGUAAUCGUCCCAGUCCUAAUUGUAGCUUCAUUCGACAGUCAGUGUUGUACUUUUCAGUAUUACUGCAAAACAGAUACAAACAAUAGCUAAAUCAUAGACCUGUUUUGUUUGAUAUAAUUAAAAUUUUCAUGCAUUUAUGGGCUGCAUAAGUUUCUCAGAGUAUUAAAACAAGGUUUUAUUUAGUUAAAAUUUAAAUAAAAAAGAUCUUUAUUGUUAUAUGUUUGGUACUGUUUGAUGAUAUGUAGCAAGAAGGGUAUAAGGUUUUAAAAGAGACUAGACUAAGGAUGUAUUGCAUCGAUUGGUCAGUUUGAAUUUGGAGCCCAGAUUCAACUAAUCAAAGUCUCUAGAUUUCCAAACAUAAUUUUAUAGCCUAGCCUUGUCAUUAAACCAAAGCUGUGACAAGAAUUUAACUAUUAAAAGUACUUCUGGUUUAUUAUUGAUAGGUUACUGUGAAAGUAUUUGCAUCAACUUAAAAGUUUUUUCUGCUUUAGUCCAUAGUAAUAUUUUACUUGCUUCAAUGGUUAUGUCCCCUGGUUAAUUACCAUUGCAGAACUGAGGUACUUUAUCAAAGCAGCUUUAAACUGAUAUUUUAGAAAAUGUAAUAAUAAAAUUUUGAAACAUUUCAUUGCUGUUUAACUAUAACUGGAUUGUAAAGCUUACUUCAGUGAAUAACCUUGUAUUUUUGAUCAUUUUAACAAGAUCUAUGCCAAACAGGUAAUUUAUGUUUGAUUCUGUUUUAUAAAGUUAUCUUGUACAAGAAGGUUGAACAUCUUAACCAGAAGAUUUAACAUUUUGAGUUGCCUCAGGUCUCCCCCCCCCCCCCCCCCCCAAUAUGAAAUGGUAUUUUUAUUAUUAAAAUUUUCAAAAAAGAUAAUGUUAAGAAUUUGACCUAUUAUUGGCUUUAUAGGUCAUUUAAAAAGCACUUACAUUAAAAGUUUGUAAUAAUGUACUUUUAUAUUUAUUAUAAGGAGAAAGCAUGGCCACAGAUCUGUACAGUUAAAAAAAUACUUGAAGAUUUGUGUAUUAAUUAAUGAAGACCUUCACAUGGUUUAUUGUCAGAUUUGCCACAAUUCUAAGUUUAGACGCGCAAGAAUUGAACAAUUAGGGCCGAAGCUCCAGACUGUGAUAAAUUUGUCAUUCUUGUUUACUGCUCAUUGAAACAUUUUAAUUAAAUGAGCUGCGUCAUGGGAAAACCAACAUAGUGGCUUUGCGACCAGCAUGGAUCCAGACCAGCCUGCGCAUCCGCGCAGUCUGGUCAGGAUCCAUGCUGUUCGCUAACAGUUUCUCUAAUUGCAAUAGGCUUAGAAAGCGAACAGCAUGGAUCCUGACCAGACUGCGCGGAUGCGCAGGCUGGUCUGGAUCCAUGCUGGUCGCAAAGCCACUAUGUUGGUUUUCUCAUGGCACGGCUCAUAUGUUGAACUUCAUUUAUCCUGGUAGUAUGAAUGUACGUCUUGUGGCAAUUUGACAUCAAAAUGGUCUCUCACUUGUCAGCGUGUCAACUGUUGUUUAUGAAAGAAUAUACAUGUCCUGACUUCCUUCUUUGUUCAACUGACAGACAGAUCAAGCCCUUCCUUCUUUGUUCAACUGACAGACAAAUCAAGCCAUGUUAAAAUGAGCAUUCUGAUAUGCUUAUUUCUGUGAAACACACUUGAGCUAAAAUGACGUCACUGUUUUAGUUGCGGCCAAGAAAGAGCACUACUAUAUUUUAUCCUCUGUUUUAGAUAAGGGCAUAUCAGAAUUGAAAAAAUGUAGAGCAAAAUCAUGUUUUAUUUAAAUUGAUACACUGGAAAUUGGUUAUAUGUCAGCAGAAUUAUUCACUCGGGCUAUGCCCUCAUGAAAUUAUUCCACAGACAUACCUUUUUUGUGUAUUGAUGAAUUAAAGCAUGAUUUUUCUAUACAUUAUUUCUUAAUUAAAAAAAUACCCAUAGAAAAUAAACAUGUGUGUACAUUUGGUAAAUAUAGCAUUGUAUUUAUCGUACAUGUACUGUUUAUGUUGAAAUGUGCUUGCCAGUAAUGUAUUUGACAUGUAUAAAUUUUAAACAUUAAGCUUCCUGGGAAAUACAAUUAUUUAAUAUAAACACCUUUUAAUCUUCCAUAUUUAACAUUUUGAGAACAGUAAACUUAUUUUACAGGUUG
Molecule: messenger RNA, 9258 nt
Organism: Mercenaria mercenaria
Lineage: Eukaryota; Metazoa; Mollusca; Bivalvia; Venerida; Veneridae
Product: protein regulator of cytokinesis 1-like
Exons: 16
Coding region: 75-1976 (633 amino acids)
Biological process (GO): microtubule cytoskeleton organization; mitotic spindle midzone assembly
Cellular component (GO): mitotic spindle midzone; spindle; cytoplasm
Molecular function (GO): microtubule binding
Source: RefSeq, a predicted model, not a curated record